AUGCUGUUCGCUAUUGUCGUCUACCUGUACAUUACUCGUCCAUUGCCACUGAAAUCCGAAUGCCAGCAACAGCCACCCCUCGACAGUUCUCUAGAGCAAGAGCUGACGCCACCGCCACCAACUCCGACACCUUUACACUGCCGUAAUCUUCUGAACAAGAAGGAAGGUGGACCACCUUCUACUAUAAAGGAAUCAAGUGAAUCGUCCCAAACGCUUGACGACAACGAAUCCGACAAAGGUGAUUGA
Molecule: messenger RNA, 246 nt
Organism: Cooperia oncophora
Lineage: Eukaryota; Metazoa; Nematoda; Chromadorea; Rhabditida; Trichostrongylidae
Source: the annotation of a GenBank genome assembly